AUGGCUCUGAUCAGCCGAAAACUCGUCGCCGUAGGUGACGGUUGGGCAGGGAAGACGGCGUUGCUCGUUGUAUUCUCGAAAGGAACCUUCCCAGAGAUAUCAAUCCCAGAUCCCUUUGAAAAUUACGUCGCCGACGUUGAGGUGGAUGGGAAGCAUGUCGAGUUGGCGGUACGGUGUACGGCUGGUCAGGAAGACUAUGAUCGCUUGCGUCCUCUGGCAUACCCCGACUCGCACGUUAUCCUUAUAUGCUUUGACAUUGUUAAUCCCGAUUCCUUGGACAAUGUCCAAGAGAAGUGGUUUCCUGAGGUCGACCACUUCUGUCACGGACUCCCUAUCAUCCUUGUGGGUUGCAAAAAAGACCUCAGAAGAGAUCCCAGAACCAUUGACGAGCUAUGGAAGACUCGUCAACGUCCAAUAACUGCUGAAGAGGGACAAGAAGUCGCGAAGAAAAUCAGAGCGAGGCACUAUGUUGAAUGCUGUAGCAAGACUGGAGAGGGGGUUCGCGAAGUGUUUCAAAUUGCAACUCGCGAGGCAUUGCGCCCCCGUCCAAAACCCCCUCCAACGAAGUUCGAUAAACUUAAGGGACUGUUAAAGUCAUCAUCGAAAAAUGAAGAUGUGGAUUCUGAAAAAGCGCCUCAACUAGAUGCCUCCGAGGAGCAAGAAUUGAAGAGAUUACUGGCAGCAGCCGUCGCGGUCGCACUCCCUCCGCUUGAAAAGUUUAGAUUGUUGAUCAUCGGGAAAACGGGGUGCGGUAAAACCACAAUUCUGUAUAAAGUUAGCAUUUCAAGCCAGCGUUCGCAUCUUAUGAAGUCACUAACUUUUCGUUCCAGGUGUGUGGCGGGAAUAUGGUGA
Laccaria bicolor S238N-H82 is the source of this 852-nucleotide messenger RNA. RefSeq lists its product as uncharacterized. Bases 1 to 852 code for a protein of 283 amino acids. Gene Ontology annotation, molecular function: GTP binding; GTPase activity. The record is from RefSeq and is a predicted model, not a curated record. Gene Ontology annotation, biological process: small GTPase-mediated signal transduction. Lineage: Eukaryota; Fungi; Basidiomycota; Agaricomycetes; Agaricales; Hydnangiaceae. The transcript has 5 exons.